AUGAGCGGCAGCGUCUUCUCUGAGACCCUGCAGCAGAUCACGGACACCAAGCUCUAUGAGCUCUCCAAGAAGCGUGCCGUCUUCGAAGCAAAGAAGGCUUCAACGCUCUCCUCCAUAGACUCCCAGGCAGAUCCUAUCGAGAGAUUAGUCGAUCUCAGUAAUGGCGUCAAGGAGUCUUUCGGCAUUAGGCUGGACAAAGACGGCAAGGUGCUCACAAACCUAACGAAGCACCCCCACCUCGAGGUACAGUUGAAGAAUCUCGAUCGCUUCCUUGCACAGGCGCGUUCAGAUCCCUCAGUCUCGAUCAAGACUCUCGCAGAUUGGGAGGAGGACCUGCUGCGUCACCUUGAGAUACAGUCCCUGAAGUUCCAGUAUGCCACCCUCUACGGGCAACUGGUGACUGAGUGGCUUUCUGGCGAUCAGAAGAAAGGGGGCGAAAAAGAAGAGGACACAGAGAUGGGCGAGGCAUUUGAAGAUGUCGGUAGCACAGCGAAGCUGAAGUCUAAGGAGGAGUGGGAAACAAAGGCCUUCGAACCAGCACAUGUCGACGUCAACUCACUUGGUAGCUACCUCGAGGUUUUGUUCGGGCUUGCCGAGUCUGAUCAGGAUCAAUUCAGUAAGAAAAGGCGGCAGGCUCUACAAAAGCUUCGAGAGGAAGUCAAAGACUUCGAGGUUGACAUCUCCCGCCCUGAUCAGCUGAACAGUGGCAAUCUUCGGUGGACAAUCCAGGGGCUCAUGUCCUCCGAAUUGUUGACGAACGAGAAACGGGAGGUCCUCAAAGACUUCUUGGGGAAUCCUGUCAUCUUAUCCGAGAUCGCCGAUGUCCUCAAUUUGCGUCUGGCUGCGCUCGAGUCUUGGGGCUGGGGCCCGAAUGGUGUCUCCGUUGAGCAACGCCGCAAAAUCAGCGGGGUAUUCUCCAUUCACAUGCACGAAGACGUUCUCCAAGCCAUAUUUCUUCAAUACAUCGGUGUCAAAUGGUCUGUGUUCUUCAAAAAAGCGCUCACCUCAUUUCGGAAGACGGAAGGCGCAUGGACUUCUCUGCACAAAGACAUACCCGAGCAUGAGAAGAGACGUCUCGAGUACUAUCUUGGACCGGUGCACCGCCGUCGAAGCCUUCAAAAAGAACGUCAAAAGCUUUACAACAAUGAGUACUUCGUCGCAAGACUCCUAUCGCGAGUCAACGAGGUCAUCGAGACUGUGGAUGGAGAGGUGGAAGCUAAUUUUGACAGCUGUGUCGAAUCUCUAGCUGUUGGGGUACGGAACAGGAAGCGAAAGAAGCUAUUCGCUUUAAGAAGCUUGGCUUCCAAAACUGACGCGGUGGAUUCUUAUUCUCCUUCCGAGCCCGAAUUCUGCUCGGAUGAAGAGGAAGAUGAUGAAGUGAAUACUUCUAAGCCGGCGAAGACACCAAUGCAGCUUAAGCAACAGGUAGUUCAUCUCCUCUCUACCGAGAUUGCCAUCAACAAAAAGCUACACGGUGGACUCACUGCUUUCCAUGCUGUAUUCGAGGAAUGGGAGUCUCUUCUACCUCAUGAGACCAUCUGCACUAUCCUACGUUUCCUUGGAGUCUCCCAGGUUUGGAUUGGUUUCUUCGUCCAAUACCUCCAGGCCCCGCUUCGAUUCAUGGGCGAGGGUCAUGAGUCGUCCAAGAUUCGCCGCCGCGGUAUUCCUACAUCACACGCACUCAGCGACGUCCUAGGAGAGACUGUCCUGUUCUGUCUGGACUUGACGGUUAAUCAAGCUGCAUCUGGGCAACCUCUGUGGAGGUACAACGAUGAUCUGUGGUUUUGGUCCCCCGAUCAUGAUACUGCAGUCGCAGCAUGGAAGGCUGUUGAAGGCUUUGCUAGCGUUACAGGUACCUCCAUCAAUCCUCGGAAGACCGGCUCUGUCCGCAUCUCAGAGAAGCAGGAAUCGCAGCUCGAGAUCAAUGAACUUCUCCCUCAAGAAGGCAUUCGAUGGGGCUUCCUUUUCCUUUCGCCGCAGACAGGACGCUUCGAGAUCGACCAAAAGAUGGUAGACAAGCAUAUUGACGAGCUCAGGAAGCAGCUGAACGACAAAUACAGCGUUUUCAGUUUCAUCCAGACUUGGAAUGCAUUCGCAGCCAAAUUCUUCUCUUCGAACUUUGGCAAGUCUGCAAACUGCUUCGGGCGCCAGCAUGUCGAUGAUAUGCUGGCGACGCACAAGCGUAUCCAGCAGCAGAUUUUCUCCUCUGAUAGUGGGAACGGACGUAUGGGUACAUCCUCCAGCAUAAUUGGUUAUCUUAGGGAGACAAUCGAGCAGCGCUUUGAUAUCAAGAACGUCCCGGAUGGCUACUUCUAUUUCCCUGUGGACCUCGGCGGGCUGGACCUUCAGUCACCAUUCAUCUCACUGCUCCAGAUCCGAGACUCUGUUCUCGAGUCUCACGACAGUCUCAUCAAGGACAUGUUUGAGACCGAGCAUGAGGCCUACACUCGCUUCAAAAACCGAUUCAUCAGCGGCACCGUCAAUCGCAAACAAACAAGCAACCCCCAGUGGCGGCCUGAAGCACAGCACGAUCGCGAUAAUUUCCUUGACAUUGCCGAGUUUGUCUCACACCGCGAGGAUCUGGGAAUCAUCACCGACGAGUCCGCGCCGCACGACAUCCUCUGGGUGUUCCAGCAGCUCAUGGCGCAACCCGUGGAAGAGAGCAUCGACGAGGUCCCGGAACCCCGGACCGGGCUGGCGCAGCUCAAACCCGGCGGCCAGGCGAUCAAGCAGCAGUGGCACGACAUGGAUGCCACGUGGCGCUGGAUCACGGCAAUGUACGGGCCGGAGAUUGUGGAGCGGUUUGGGGGACUGAGUAUUGUUGAUUCAGGCCUUUUGCCUAUGGGUAUGGUCGGACUUUUGAGGGAAAAGAGGGUUACUUGGCAGGGAUGA
Molecule: messenger RNA, 2892 nt
Organism: Diaporthe amygdali
Lineage: Eukaryota; Fungi; Ascomycota; Sordariomycetes; Diaporthales; Diaporthaceae
Exons: 1
Coding region: 1-2892 (963 amino acids)
Source: RefSeq, a predicted model, not a curated record